Molecule: messenger RNA, 726 nt
Organism: Anopheles nili
Lineage: Eukaryota; Metazoa; Arthropoda; Insecta; Diptera; Culicidae
Product: pre-mRNA-splicing factor Syf2
Exons: 1
Coding region: 14-709 (231 amino acids)
Cellular component (GO): post-mRNA release spliceosomal complex; catalytic step 2 spliceosome; Prp19 complex
Source: RefSeq, a predicted model, not a curated record
UUGUCUUCAAAACAUGGCUGAAACUGCCACGACAUCUACGAAAUCGUUUGCAGAAAAGCAGCGUGAAAGAAUGGCGCGUAUGAAGCAACUGCACACGCAACGCAACGAAGCUCGCGCCUCAAAUCAUCAGGAGGUCAUCGCGGAAGAUGAGCGCAAGAAGCUGCCUGCGAAUUGGGAAGCCAGAAAACGACAAGCUGAGUGGUUGAUAGCGGAUGUGAACGCACGAACAGAAGCGGAGACGAAAGGACUGGAAUACAACCGUGUUAAAAUGCUGAACGUAUCGGCCGCGGAAGCAGAUCGAGUCGACAAGCUGAAGGCGAAAAAGAAGAACGCGGAUCCGGGUUUUUCCGACUACGAGGCACAAACAGCACGCCAGUACAAUAGGCUAGUCAAAAGCAUGCCUGCCCCAGAUCUAGCCAGAUAUGAAGAGCAGAAAGAAAAGUAUGGUGAUGCUUUCUACGGCGGACCUAACGUAGUGCUGCAGGGUCUGCACAAAGAUACCCCAAGUGCUAUCGAUAACAUGGUAAAGGAUCUUGAAGGGCAGAUCGCCAAGCGAAAGAAGUUCUCGCGAAGACGUACGCAUAACGAUGAUGCUGAUAUCGAUUACAUCAAUGAGAAAAAUGCACGGUUCAACAAGAAGCUGGAACGGUUCUAUGGAGAACACACGGCAGAAAUCAAACAGAAUCUGGAGCGAGGAACUGCAAUAUAGGGCUUAUGUUAAGCAUU